UGUGAUGACGUUGCUCUGAUUCUGUCUUUCAGAAAAUUUAGACGUUAAAGUUACGGCAAUGGGAAAACAUAUUGUACCCUUGCUGCUUUUAUGGGUGUCGCUGUUAUUGUCAUGUGUGUGUAGCGUCUCCUUUGGCUCGGAAAUAAGUUUUGUCACGUGCGGCUCGGUGGUGAAGCUGCUCAACGUCCAGCAUAACGUCAGACUCCAUUCUCAUGAUGUGCGCUACGGCUCCGGUAGUGGCCAGCAAUCGGUAACUGGAGUGACCACAGUGGAAGACAGCAACAGUUACUGGAGCGUGCGUGGCACCAGUGGGGCUGGUUGUCAUCGAGGGACUCCAGUCAGAUGUGGCCAGAACAUCAGGCUCACGCACGUGAACACGGGCCGAAAUCUACACAGCCAUUACUUCGCAUCUCCGCUGUCGUCCAACCAGGAAGUCAGUGCCUUCGGAGAGGAUGGUGAAGGUGACCAUCUGGAUGAGUGGACUGUUCUAUGUGGGGGUUCUGUCUGGCAGCGUGACGAGUCGGUGCGUUUCCAGCACACUGCCACAGAAGCGCUGUUGUCAGUGACGGGUGAGCAGUACGGCAGGCCUAUCCACGGCCAGAGAGAAGUGCACGCCAUGACCGACAGCAGCCAGCACAGCUACUGGAAAGCGAUGGAGGGUAUUUUUAUGAAACCCAGCGAAACGGGACCCAAAAACUUCAACAGUCCAACACACACUGAGUUCUGACUGCUUUCACGGCAGCAAACUAUCUGUCUGACUGCACGGUGUUUUUCAUCCUCACUUAAAAUGUGACUGCACAGUGACAUGAAGAGCACAGAGACUCCAUGCGUAACCUUUUUGUUCCGCAAAUUCAUCCUGAUUUUAAAAUAUCUAAAUAAGUUGGACAUUUUAGAAGAUUUAUCAACAGCAGUAAUUAAGCUUAGCCGAGUGUGUAGCACAUUGGUAAUGAAUACACACAUGAACAUAUUGGCCAUAUAUACAGUUGAGUGCAAAAGUUUGCAUACCUUUAGGACAAAAUGAAGAAGAUAGUUGUUAACGUGUGGCAGUCUGGGAAAAACUUUCACAUAUUCCUGCUAAAAAAAAAUUCAGCCAAAAUUUGUUUUCCCUCCAAAAGGCAUGGUUUAUACUUGAUGUGUGACUUGCACUGGUGCUUGGGAAAGGCAUUGUUCACAUACAAUACUUACCUACUUUAUGUACAUCUGGGCAAUUAAAAUGACAGUCACUAGAUGGCACAUCAGUGCCAAAAACAUUGCUGUCCAUCAGGGGCCUCGUUUAUCAACCGUGUCUGCGUAGUUUCAUGUGGGAACCGCGUACACAUGUUUCUAUGCAUGGAAUAGAAUUUACCAGGUUUUGCUUUUGUGUGUGAGGAUGUGUGUAUAUUUCCAAAUACGCCUGAGCAUAUGUAUGCAAAAACCCUAGUAAUAGAAAAGUGUAAUAGCUGGUAAACUGACUAUGCUGUGCUUCUAUAUCACAUCAGUGUGAGUGAGAGAGGCCAUACACAAGCACAUCAGUUUCGAAUGUGUAGGAUUUAUCAGUGGUGAUUGCGUAUAGCUGUGUACACUCAUUUGUUAAUUAGUAUGAUGGGUGGCUCUUAUGCACAAAUUAAGUACUUGUUUGAUGCACACUUUGAUAAAUGAGACCCCAGCUUUCCAAGUUCAACUGUAAAAUGUUCAGAAAUUUCAUGGACCGCUACAUUAAACACACACAUGAGCUCUAAAACUUUCCGCCGCCGUUGUCGUGAUUGCUGUCAUUAUCAGAGUCUCAGAUCGAAAACUUUGACCUUCCAUUCAAAAGUAAGUAUUUAUUAAUCCUAGAAAUCUGCAAAACAGACCUUUGAGUAGGGUUGUAGGCUUCAUGAGAGGUUAUUAAAAUUCAAACACUAACCAUAAUAGGUAAACUGAUUAGUGUUAGUACUUAAUAACUGUCUAGAAUCAUACAUGUGUAUGCAACCUUAUUUUGUUUAAUCAGUUACGGACACGGUGCUCUACUGCCCAUUGAUGCCGGAGAUGUAGCGUUAAUUUCUGAGGAUGUGAAAAAGCAUCGCUGUAAAUGAUCAUAAGACACGCAUGGCAGCCAUCUGGUGUAGGUGUACACAGAACAAGUAUAAGUCAGGAUUAUAACCUACUCUGACACCUCGACUUUAAGUAACUAAAUAUAUUUCACCAAAAUGACGUGGUUAUUUUCAGACCAGUUUGACGUUCUAUUUUUGUAGAUAAUUUGCAAAAUAAAUAAACAUUAAGAAACCAUAUCUAGGGGAUACAAACAUUUGCACACAACUGUGUAUAUCUUCCUGUGUAAAAUCUUUGGCAUGUAUUUACUUCUAACUGGAUGCUAGAUUUUACGAGGCAGCACAUUUUUCAGCGCAAAGUGUAUUAUGUUUUCCCUUCAUGCCUUUAUCUCUCACACAAGAAACAUGACAGAAGAGCUGCCUUGUAUUAGCAUUGCAGUAUUAUUCGUUUUAUUGUGAACACUGUGCAAUGGUUAAAGUUCUUUUUCUAGUGUUCUUCAAGCUGUUUAGAUCAUGUUAUUUAUGUUUUAAUUCAUUGGGCUACCAGCUUGUCCAGUGCACGCAAUUCAGUAUUGUAAUGAGUUGACAAAAACUCAACACUUGAUAAGAAAUUAGUUAACUGCGUUGAAAUGAAUAAGAAAACAGCUAACAGAUUGAACAUGAUUCAUCAAUGUGUUUUAAUUAGCUUUUUUUUAAUUAGUAGUAAUAGAUAAUACAAAGUUUGCUUUGUAAUUUCUCUAUAAUGCAGACAGAGAGCAAUAUACUAGAGCAAGUAUUUCACCCUGACAAUUGUAGAAACUCCAAAAUUGAAUCGCGAUUCUCCAAGCUAGAAAUUGUACUAUUCAUUUGUUCUGUUCAAUUUGGUGUAAGAUUGUACGUGUUUUAAAUUAGAAAAAAGUUUUUAAACCUGUGCUGAGACGGUGCUAUAAAUGUAGUUCAUAUUGUUUAUUUCUUUAGUCACUUUUUAGUAUUGGAUGAAUGGCACUUUAAAUAAACCAGACUAAAUAUUGCAUAUGUGAAGGUGUCCUAACAACGUUAAAACUGUUUCACAUAUGUACAUCAAUCACUACAGUGCUACAAGAAGCUUUUUUUAAAAGCAAAUACACUAAAAAGGUACUACAGUAGUUAGUGUGCCAUAGUCCAAACUGAAAAUAACUUAAAAGAAAGCAUUGCUGCAGUCUUCCCAUAAUAAAAUGUUUGCCAUAAGAACAUUGCUUUAUCACGUCUUAUGUUUAAAAAGCCAAAAACCUUCAAACUCACUGCCUGGGAUUCAAAACACCGACUAGACCGAGAUGCUAGAGAUUAAUUUGGAUCCAUGUGAAUUUUUUUUUCCUGUUUUUUUUUUUUUUUCAAAGAAUGUACUGUAUUACAAACAUGGCCACUUGAAAGUCAUACAGUCUGUUAGUAAAUGGCUUCCUCUUCCCUGCUGUUACUCCGACAUGAAGCCAUGGAAAAUCUUGCAUAUACUAAUGUUAAUGUAUAUUCAGUCAGCUUCAAUAUUAUUCCCUUCCCUUGUUCUCUUCACUCAGGUCAAAGAGUAAAUAUGCUUCAGUUACAAUUUGUUCCAAAGAAUUUGAGUGCCAAUAAUUGCUGCAUAUAGGUUUAAAAAUAAAUUUAAAAAAAAUUCAGUUACAGCUUAGAUUUCUCAGUGUGAAAUUAUGCUUAUUAACCACAAAAAAAGGAUAUUUUUAGAGCUUUUUUUUUUUUAAAACCCACAUUUACCAAGAGUGCCAAUAAUUUUGCAGCUGACCAUCAGUGUAUUUGGCCACUGGUACAAAAUUUUGUAAUACAGUAUAUAUUGCUGAAUUUGCACAUGGUGCAUGUAAGACAUGUUGGUUUUAAGUUUUGGGACAGUUUUGAAAUAAAAUGAUCUUGGACUUAAAAUGGUCUUUUUGU
Neoarius graeffei (lesser salmon catfish) is the source of this 3905-nucleotide messenger RNA. RefSeq names its product stromal cell-derived factor 2 (gene sdf2). Lineage: Eukaryota; Metazoa; Chordata; Actinopteri; Siluriformes; Ariidae. The record is from RefSeq and is a predicted model, not a curated record. The transcript is spliced from 3 exons. Bases 59 to 727 code for a protein of 222 amino acids.